Raphanus sativus (radish) is the source of this 1108-nucleotide messenger RNA. RefSeq lists its product as uncharacterized. Gene Ontology annotation, biological process: protein deubiquitination. The coding region runs from base 187 to 966 and encodes 259 amino acids. The record is from RefSeq and is a predicted model, not a curated record. Gene Ontology annotation, molecular function: deubiquitinase activity. Lineage: Eukaryota; Viridiplantae; Streptophyta; Magnoliopsida; Brassicales; Brassicaceae. The transcript has 4 exons.
CGCAUCCAUCUUCAUCUUCAUCACCUUCGUCUGAGAUUCAGAAAAUAAACCCAAAAUCAGUUGCUUUCAGAGAGAUCUUCUAGUUGCCGAAGAUAAAGUGGAUUUGGUACGAGUCUUGCUUGCUAUAGAGAGAGAAUCUGCGAGCUCGGGAAUUAGGGUUUUGGGGGUUGGGGAAGUAACCAAUCAAUGACGACGGAGGUUGUGGUGCACAUAUACGAUGUGACCAACAGUGGAUCUGAGAAGACUAACAACACCAUUCUCCAGAUCAACAGGUUCUUCAAAGACGGCAUCGGUCUUGGCGGCAUCUUCCACAGCGCCAUUCAGGUGUAUGGGGAGGAUGAAUGGUCGUUUGGGUAUUGUGAACAAGGAACUGGUGUCUUCAGCUGUCCUAGUACCAAGAAUCCUAUGUACACUUAUCGCGAGAAGAUUGUUCUUGGGAAGACGGAUUGCAGUAUCUUCACGGUUAAUCAGAUAUUGCGUGAGCUCAGCAGGGAAUGGCCUGGCCACACGUAUGAUUUGUUGUCUAAAAAUUGUAAUCACUUCUGCGAUGUACUCUGUGACAGGCUUGGUGUCCCUAAACUCCCAGGUUGGGUGAAUCGGUUUGCUCAUGCCGGCGACACGGCCUUGGAAGUUGCAGGAAACACAGCAAUGCGGAUAAAGCAAGCGAAAACUGAACUAGUAUCAGCUAGUAAAGUGGCUUAUCGUUUCCUUUCGAAUGUUACAUCGAGCGUAACCAACGGUGGUGGCUCUCCACAAGGGGGGCCUGGAACACUCGGCAGUUCAGAGAAUGGGGGGAACAUGAGAUUGCAAGGUAGUUGGUUCAAAGGGUUACUUAACACUGCCAAACCCUCCACAAGUACGGAGAUGGAAAGCAGAGAUGAUGAAGAUGCAAAUCACGCAGUCCCCAGUCAUCAGAGAAAACAGAGCCGUGACUCUGUACCCAUCCACCCUACUGCAUUUGGGUAAAACUGUGUAUCUCCAUUGGUCGAGAAGUUUACACGUACUGUUCUCCAUCAUCUGUGUCCAUUACUUCUGUAACUGUCAUUUGUACGCCAUUUAUUUCUCAGCAGAAAAGUGUGAUUUUGAUAUAUGAAGAUACUAUUCGGCA